Molecule: messenger RNA, 1052 nt
Organism: Puntigrus tetrazona (Sumatra barb)
Lineage: Eukaryota; Metazoa; Chordata; Actinopteri; Cypriniformes; Cyprinidae
Product: natural killer cell receptor 2B4-like
Exons: 4
Coding region: 134-958 (274 amino acids)
Source: RefSeq, a predicted model, not a curated record
AAAAAAUGGGACUUUUUAGAGGAACUGACAUUAAGCAAUUCAUAGCAGCGUGAAGACCGGGGAAGAUGUUCUCGCAAUCAGAGUUUCCUCCGUUAGAUACUUAAAAGCAUCAGUAGAUAUUUUUAGUACAUUAAUGAUACUUUCCACUGUUCUUAUCUCCCACUGCUGGAAAAUGUCUGACAUGUUCAUAUUCUUCUGUUUGUGGCCUCUUUUUGAUGGAGUGAAGAUAGUGUCGGUGAAGGAAGGAGAUUCUGUCACUCUACGGACUGAUAUCCAGAUACUGGAUAUUUUUUUCCAGCAUAUAAAGUGGAGCUUUAGACCUGAAAGUAAUCCAAUAGAUAGACCCGUUUGGCAUGGUGAGGAGAUAAUUGGAUAUUAUGAGAGCGAGAUAUUUAGAGACAGACUGCAGGUGGACAAUCAGACUGGAUCUCUGACCAUCAGAAACACCAGGACAACAGACUCCGGACUUUAUCAACUCUACAUCCCAUUCCAUUCAACAGAAUCAUUUAAUCUUACAGUCUACACUGGUCUUCCCACCCCUGUUAUCAGCAGAUACUCCACAUGUUCUUCCUCAUCUUCAUCGUCAGGUCAGAUUUGUUCACUGCUGUGUUCGGUGGUGAACGUGAGUCACGUGACUCUCUCCUGGUACAAAGGAAACAGUUUAUUGUCCAGCAUCAAUGUGUCUGAUCUCAGCAUCAGUCUCUCUCUACCUCUGGAGGUGGACUAUCAGGAGAAAAACACCUACAGCUGUGUGAUCCACAACCCCAUCACAAACAAGACCAGACAUCUCAACAUCAGUGAAGUCUGUGAGACAUGUGCAGACUGCUGCGGUUUCACUGAAGUCGUGAUUCGAUUGGUCCUCUCUGCUGUUUUGGGCAUGGCCACUGUUGCCAUAGUGAUUUAUGACAUCAGAUCCAGAAGAACCAGAUCAUCAGGGACGGUUAGUUUGAAUCAGUAGAUCGUUGACGGCUCAAAUGCUCAAAUGCUUAAACAGCAGCUACAGCCACAAGAAUCUGUAUCAGUGUGAUAAUAAAAGAAUAUGAUUUAUUGUG